CCGGGCGCGGGCCCCGGGCGGAGCGGCGGGACGGGCGCGGGCCAUGGCGGAGCUGGCGCAGGGGCAGAGCCAGAGCGCGGCGCCCGUCGGCAUCAAGCCCGAGGGUUUCGUGGACGCUCUGCACCGGGCCCGGCAGAUUGCUGCUAAAAUUGGAGAUAUUCCUCACUUGAAUAAUUCUACAACACUUGUGGACCCCUCAGUCUACGGUUAUGGAGUGCAGAAACGACCCCUGGAUGAUGGAGGUCUCCGUGUAAGUGGGCUCCAUGGAGCACAGAUCAGAGACACAGAGAGAAUAGGUAACCAGUUAGGGGCCCUGGUACAUCAAAGGGCUGUAAUAACAGAAGAGUUCAAAGUGCCUGAUAAAAUGGUUGGAUUUAUAAUCGGCAGGGGAGGAGAACAGAUCUCACGGAUUCAGAUAGAGUCUGGCUGCAAAAUUCAAAUUGCUCCAGACAGUGGUGGGAUGCCCGAGAGGCCCUGUGUACUCACUGGGACACCAGAGAGCAUUGAACAAGCAAAACGGCUACUGGGGCAGAUUGUAGAUCGCUGUCGGAAUGGACCUGGUUUUCACAACGAUGUUGAUGGCAACAGUACCAUUCAGGAGAUUUUGAUCCCGGCAUCCAAAGUGGGUCUAGUCAUCGGCAAAGGAGGUGAAACAAUAAAACAGUUGCAGGAGCGAACAGGUGUGAAAAUGAUUAUGAUCCAAGAUGGUCCUUUGCCUACUGGAGCAGAUAAACCUCUCCGAAUUACUGGAGAUGCAUUUAAAGUACAGCAAGCGAGGGAAAUGGUACUGGAGAUCAUCCGAGAGAAAGAUCAGGCAGACUUCCGAGGCGUACGCAGUGAUUUCAGUGCUAGAAUGGGAGGAGGCAGCAUAGAGGUCUCUGUGCCCAGGUUUGCUGUUGGAAUUGUGAUAGGAAGAAAUGGAGAAAUGAUCAAAAAGAUUCAGAAUGAUGCUGGAGUUAGGAUUCAAUUUAAACCAGAUGAUGGGAUUAGCUCUGAAAGAGUCGCACAGGUCAUGGGGCUCCCCGAUCGGUGUCAGCACGCAGCACACAUCAUCAGUGAGCUCAUCCUCACGGCACAGGAACGAGAUGGCUUUGGAAGCUUGGCUGUUGCCCGAGGAAGAGGUCGUGGCCGUGGAGACUGGAGUGUUGGAACACCUGGGGGCAUGCAGGAAAUCACCUACACUGUUCCAGCUGACAAGUGUGGCCUUGUUAUAGGCAAAGGUGGCGAGAACAUCAAAAGCAUAAACCAGCAGUCGGGAGCGCACGUGGAGCUGCAGAGAAACCCACCCCCGAACACAGAUCCUGGCGUACGAAUAUUCACAAUCAGAGGGGUUCCCCAGCAAAUCGAGCUCGCUAGACAUCUCAUAGAUGAGAAAGUUGGUGGUACCAGCAUGAGUGGACCUGGAGGAUUUGGUCAAAGUCCGUUCAGCCAAGCACCUGCUACACCUCAUCAAAAUGGUCCUCAGGCGUUCAUGACGCAGGGCUGGGGCAGUACCUACCAGACAUGGCAGCAGCCUGGACAACAAGUCCCAACCAGGCACACUGAAGGCAGGCUGGGUGAGGAGAGAGGACACACACAUAACGCUUUCAGAACCUUCACCACUCUCCUCGGCUGCAGCGGUGCCCAGGCAGCCCAGGUGGAGCUCACCAAGGCAUAGGAGGAUUAUUGUAAGAAAUAGGUAAAUACCUGCUUUUGCGCUUCUUAGUUGGAAAACAGCCUUGUGCAGGGUCCCUUGCCCGAGUGCUGCAGCCUGUGUGUGACAGCUCUGUCAGCCCCGUCACAGCGCCGGCGUCCCGGGGACAGCCUCGAGUGCCCUCCUUGUGGGAGGAGGGGCAGACCCCCACCCCCUACACAUGUAUUUAGAUUUUAAUUACUUCCCCCAUCUUAAAUAAAUUAACUGGCUGGGGAAACAUUUUGCUGUGAAAUGCAUUUAGCUGCGUGUCCUUUCAGCCUGCUGCGGACUGUAAUUCUCCGAGAAGAAAAGGCAUUGAAGGAGGUCCUUUGUUGGCAUUAGCAGGUGGACAGUUGAGGCAGCCUUGACCUCUGCCAGAAAAGGUCCUGACUUGCAGCGUUGGUCAAGUCUUUUAACCCGCUUUUAUGCCCCUGGACAGGACACUGCUGCCCUGUUCCCUCCACCCACUUCACACUUGCAGUGUAUUAUUUUCCCCCUUCCCCCCACUUCAAAGCCCCCCUUAGGCUGGCGUCGGGGCCAGGCUGCGCAUGGAGCUGGGAUGGGAUGGGAAGAGCUCUGCUCCACGCGUGUCCUCUGUCCUUGCCUGCUCUCCUUGUCUGCAGUGGCUCGUGCUCCCCACUCCUGCUGUGCCUCUCUGCCGUUCCCAGCUGCUGUAUUUGCUGCUUGUUUGUCGUGUGUCUCACUGAGGGCUCUGUGCUCCCACUGGGAUCCAGGGAAGCGUGGGAAGAGCAGGUAUCCUUCCUCUGUCCCGGCUGGCCAGGCUCUCCCUGCAGGAACCCUUAGAUGUGCUAGGUUGAAGGUAUCUUAGUGCUUCAAAGAUGGGGAGUCUGUGCUAGAUGGAGCCCGAGGUUUGGGAUCUGUGAGCUGACACUGGCACUGCUUCCCUUGGAGCAGCGUAGGAGCCUGGAGAUGACACCGCGAGCCAGCCAUGGCUGUUUGGGGAUGCUGUGGCUGCCUCUCCAGUGAUGCCUGGGGUGUGUGCUGCGGGCAAUGAGGCUGGCUGUGCCCUGUGCAGGGCUCAUGGCACCUUGAGGAGCCGGGAGCAGAGAGGCAGGUCAUGCCACUGGAGGCUCGCGUGUGGAUGGGCACUGCCCACAGGGGUCCCUCAGCUCUGCUCCACUGAGGAGAGUGGGGGUGAAGGAUGCAGUCCCUGACAAACAAGUGAGGUGACUGAAAACACGGCCAUCCCCUUGGCAGCUCUGUGGAGGUGACAGGUCUCAGCUGUGUCAGGUGUCCCAGCUCUCCUGCACUCAAUGCAAGCAGUCUGAGAGCCCAGGGUGGCUGAUUGCAGACUGGGCAGUUCCCAGCCACAUGCUUUGGCUUGAGCAGGUCCCAGCAGGGUGACAUUUGGCUUCAUGCCCUUCAGCAGAUGAGGUGAAAUCAGGAACUCAAGCUUUUUCUCAGCUUCUCCUGAACUGAAGAUGCCCAACACUGUAGAAAGGUGGAAGCUGAAGUGUCAAGUCUGGGCAGCUGGGGUAGACCCAGGGCCUGUCUAGUGGAAAGGUAGAUGUCACUGGCUGGAAACUGUCACCUGUUCCAUACUGACGUGCCCCUUGUUGUCAUCUUUGCACAGGCCAACAGAGCCAGCAGCAGAACAGCCAUCCCGAUUACAGCAAAGCAUGGGAGGAGUAUUU
Corvus hawaiiensis (hawaiian crow) is the source of this 3327-nucleotide messenger RNA. It is a transcript of the gene FUBP3, whose product is annotated as far upstream element binding protein 3. The record is from RefSeq and is a predicted model, not a curated record. NCBI's taxonomy places the organism in Eukaryota, Metazoa, Chordata, Aves, Passeriformes, Corvidae. Gene Ontology annotation, biological process: regulation of gene expression. Bases 44 to 1657 code for a protein of 537 amino acids. Gene Ontology annotation, molecular function: mRNA binding. The transcript has 17 exons. Gene Ontology annotation, cellular component: cytoplasm; nucleus.